Messenger RNA from Gilbertella persicaria, 1059 nucleotides. RefSeq names its product glycosyl transferase-like protein. NCBI's taxonomy places the organism in Eukaryota, Fungi, Mucoromycota, Mucoromycetes, Mucorales, Choanephoraceae. The transcript is spliced from 2 exons. Gene Ontology annotation, biological process: protein N-linked glycosylation; N-acetylglucosamine metabolic process. Gene Ontology annotation, cellular component: membrane. Gene Ontology annotation, molecular function: beta-1,4-mannosylglycoprotein 4-beta-N-acetylglucosaminyltransferase activity. The record is from RefSeq and is a predicted model, not a curated record. Bases 1 to 1059 code for a protein of 352 amino acids.
AUGAUACUGAUCAUCAUUAUAUCCAGUCUAUUCUGCUUAUUUCUACUUCAGCCCACACUCGUCACUGACCUGGGUUACUAUACUCGACCCAUAUGGGACAAACGUCCUAAUGUAUUCACAACCAUUCCUCAUUACUAUGCUGAAAAUGUGCCUAUGGAAGACUUGUGCCAACUUCAUGGCUGGAAACUCAAAGACAAAACUACUCUCAAUCAAACCAAAGUGUAUGAUGCCAUUAUAUUCAGUACAGAAAUUGAUUUGCUUCAUAUCCGUAUUCGUGAAUUAUGGAACGUUGUAGACACAUUUGUAAUCCUAGAAUCCAACGCUACAUUUACUGGCAAGCCGAAAAACUUGACAUUUGAUCAGCACAAAGACCAGUUUGAAUUUGCAGCUUCCAAAAUACAUCAUGUGAUGAUUGACCAAUACGCACUACCGCCUGGUGAAGGACCGUUCUAUAAUGAGCGAACAAUGCGGAUAGCCAUGGAUCAGGCACUUAUAGAUGCUGGAGUUAAAACAGGUGAUAUUGUAGUCAUGUCUGAUGUAGAUGAAAUCAUAAGAAACAAGUCCUUGUGGAUGCUCAAGAUGUGUGAAGGUGUGCCUAACAAACUACAUUUACAACUUCGAAACUAUCUGUAUUCGUUUGAGUUCUUUUUAGACAUGGAAUCCUGGAGAGCGCAUGUCGUUCAAUAUGUUGAAGGACAAACAUUCUAUAGUCAUGGACAAAUCACAGAAUAUUUAUUAGCUGAUGCAGGCUGGCACUGCUCCUUUUGUUUUCGUACACUUAAAGAAUUCCAGUUUAAAAUGCAAAGUUAUUCUCACUCAGACAGAGUUCGACAUGAAGGCAUAUUGAAACCUAAUCGAAUUCAAAAGACAAUCUGUGAUGGAACUGAUAUCUUUGACAUGCCACCAGAAUCAUACACUUAUAGAGACAUGAUUUCCAAGUUGGGUGCUAUGAAAUCAACCAAAUCAGGUGUUGGUCUUCCUUCUGCUAUUUUAACAGAUGCAGAGAAAUACAAGUUUCUAUUGCCUGGUGGUUGUAUUCGAGAGGACUUUGAUGAUUAG